This is a messenger RNA of Alligator sinensis (Chinese alligator), 2531 nucleotides long. Its product is annotated as zinc finger protein 2-like. Gene Ontology annotation, molecular function: DNA-binding transcription repressor activity, RNA polymerase II-specific. Lineage: Eukaryota; Metazoa; Chordata; Crocodylia; Alligatoridae. The record is from RefSeq and is a predicted model, not a curated record. The transcript is spliced from 2 exons. Bases 69 to 2465 code for a protein of 798 amino acids. Gene Ontology annotation, biological process: negative regulation of transcription by RNA polymerase II.
GAAGCAUCUCUGGUUGGCUGGGGAGCCCCCCAUUUACCUGGCAGGGCUUGUGUACAGGGGCCCUUGACAUGGAUCCAGCAGCUGAUGGGAUCAAGAGUGAGGGUGAGGAGGUAGCCUCCCAUCAGGAAGGUCUUGAGAGAGCAGACCCACCUGCAAUGGUCUCGGGAAGACCUGAGGAGGAAGAAGCUGGUGAGAGUUGGGGCAGGGCCGAGAGGCAACGUCCAGGGAGACCAGAGGACGAACCCAGUUCCCUCUGUGGAGAAAGAGCCCGGGAUGACAGUGCUGUCCCAGCUGAGAGGCCCUACAAGUGCAGCGUGUGUGGACGGAGCUUCUCCCAGAGCUCCAACCUGCUAACGCACCAGCGGCUGCACACGGGCGAGCGCCCCUACAAGUGUUCUAGCUGCAGCAAGAGCUUCAACACCAGCUCAGCCCUGAUUGUGCACCGGCGCACCCAUACUGGCGAGCGUGCCUACCGCUGCCCCGACUGCGGCCGGGGUUUCAGCGAGGGCUCAGUGCUCAUCAAGCACUGGCGCACCCACACGGGGGAGAAGCCCUACAAGUGUGCCCACUGUGGGAAGGGCUUCAGCCAGAGCUCCAACCUGGCUGCCCACCGGCGCGUCCACACUGGGGAGAGACCCUACGCCUGCCCGGCUUGCGGCAAACGCUUCAGCACCAGCUCCAACCUGGCCGCCCAUCGCCGCACCCACACCGGGGAACGCCCCUAUGGGUGCCCUGAGUGCGGGCGUCGCUUCAGCCAGCAGUCCAACCUUGUCGCCCACCAGCGUGUCCACACCGAGGACAGGCCCCACACCUGCCCCGACUGUGGGGAAGCUUUUGGCACAGGUGCCCAGCUGCUCAUGCACCGUCGGCGCCACGCUACCUGCCGGCCCCACCUCUGCUCUGACUGCCCAAAGAGCUUCCCCAGCCACUCAGCCCUGAUGGCUCAUGGGCGGACCCACACAGGUGAGCGCCCCUACACCUGUUCUGAAUGCCAGCGUGGCUUCAGCCGCCGCUCCGACCUUAACAAGCAUCAGCGUGUCCACACAGGCGAGCGCCCUUACCAGUGCCCCGACUGCGGCAAGGGCUUCAGCCAGAGCUCACACCUCAUCACCCAUCGCAGGUUGCACCAGGCCAGGAGGCCCUUCGUGGGCCUGGAUGGCUCAGGCUCUGCCCCACUAGUUAUCCCUCAGGAAACCCAGAGCAGGGAGGGUCAGAGCCUCACUGCAGUGGAUGAUGGGGCAGCCCCUCGGGUGGAAAGAUGCCAUUCUGGCAAAGACUGUGAGGAAGGUUUCAGUGCCCAGCCAAAGCUUAAUACCCAUCUAGAGGUGAAACCCCAUCCUGGUGCUAAUAGCACAAGGGUAAAGGCAAGUGCCAGGCCUGCCUCACCUUGCUGUGACCCCACCACACAGUGGACAGCAAACAGAAGGGAUGGGUCCCAUCCCUGCCGCAAUGCUGGACAAAGGCUAAGCCCAAGCCCGGCACCCCCUAACUCCUCACUGGAGGUCCAUUUAAGUCACCACCGGGGAGAUAGGAGUGCUGACCCCGAGCAAAGGUCCAGUAGGGGAUCACAACUGUGGACUCACUUGGAUACAGACACAGGACACAGCCCAGAGCCUGCUGCCUGGCAUGCGGAGCACAGACACCCUAGUGCCACCUGCCAGGAAAGCCCCUGCUUGGGCCCAGCCCUUUCACACUGCCGGGUGCUGGAGAAGCCAUUCCGGUGCUCAGACUGCGGGAAGAGCUUCAGCCAGAGCUCAAACCUGAUAAAGCACCAGCGUGUGCACACGGGGGAGAGGCCGUACACCUGCGUUGUCUGCCAGUGCAACUUUAACACCAGCUCGGCCCUGGUGGUGCACCGCCGCACCCACACAGGCGAGCGUGCUUACCACUGCUCUGACUGUGGCCGUGGCUUCCGUGACAGCUCUGUGCUUGUCAAGCACCAACGUGUCCACACAGGGGAGAAGCCUUACGUGUGCCCCCACUGCGGAAAGGGCUUUGCCCAGAGCUCCAACCUGGCUGCCCACCGACGUGUCCACACUGGGGAGAGACCCUACGUCUGCCCUGAGUGUGGGCGCAGCUUCAGCCAGCGCUCCAACUUGCUCACCCACCAGCGUGUCCAUGCUGAAGGGAAGUCCCACGCCUGCCCUGACUGUGGGGGUGGCUUUGGGACACGGGCGGCUCUGCUGGCCCACCAGAGUGGCCAUGCCACUGACCGGCCACAUAAGUGCACCCACUGCCCCCGGAGCUUUGCCCGGCGUUCAGACCUGGUGAAGCAUGGGCGAACACACACCGGGGAGAAGCCCUAUGGGUGCCCAGAGUGUGGGCGCCGCUUCUCCCAGAGCUCGCACCUGGUGGUCCACCAGCGCUCCCACCUGCCUGAGAAGCCCUACAAGUGCACCCACUGUGGCAAGGGCUUCAGCACCAGCUCCCACCUCAUUGCCCAUCAAGUGACCCACACAGCAUAAGGUCCUGGAGCUAGUAGGAAGGCCUAGCACUCACUGCAACAAUGGGAGGGAGUGUGGCCCAGGGGU